CGGAAGCAGUGCGGUUCGGAGCAGAGGCUAGCAGCCAGCACAGCCCACUGUUCAGAGCUCAGGGGAGGAUUUACGCCUUUAUUAUAACACUUGGAGGAACAUUUCCAUUUGACAAGACAUUGAUGUCAUAUUGUGGAACCCAAAACGGCGGCCGCCGCAGCAAAUGGGACCAGCCCGGCCCUGGCUCCGGUGGGAUGGGGGAGUCUGAGUCUGCACCCACCGGGGCUCUGGAUGCUGCAGCCGCGGUGGCCGCCAAGAUCAAUGCCAUGCUGGUGGCUAAAGGCAAACUCAAACCCUCACAGAUAGGCAUCCCGGGGCCUCCUGACAAGGCUGUAGGUGUUGGGAAGCCUCCCAUGUCGGCAAAGGCCAAAGAUGACCUGGUCGUGGCUGAGGUGGAGAUCAACGACGUACCGAUCACCUGUCGGAAUCUGUUGACACGUGGGCAAACGCAGGAUGAGAUCAGUAAAGUGAGCGGUGCUGCGGUUUCAACCAGAGGGCGUUACAUGGCAGCAGAGGAGAAGGGAAAAGCGCUUCCAGGGGAUCGACCUCUGUAUCUGCAUGUCCAAGGACAGACUAGAGAGCUCGUCGACAGGGCAGUUAAUAGAAUAAAGGAGAUCAUCACCAACGGUGUGGUGAAGGCUGCGACUGCCUCAUCAUCUUCAUCACCUUUCUCCCCCAGUGGGGCUUCAGUCACAGUUUACCAGCAGCAUAACCAACCUCCUCCCUCACUGCCCCCCAUGAACCACCACAAACCACACUUUCAGUCCGGAAUGCAUUACGUACAAGAUAAACUCUUUGUGGGCCUGGAGCACGCUAUCCCGGGGUUUGUGGUCAAAGAGCGGGUGGAGGGCCCCGGCUGUUCAUACCUGCAGCACAUCCAGGCUGAGACUGGGGCCAAAGUCUUCCUUAGAGGAAAAGGAUCAGGCUGUUUAGAGCCUGCCUCUGGAAGAGAGGCCUUUGAACCCAUGUACAUCUACAUCAGUCAUCCUAAACCAGAAGGACUUGCCGCAGCAAAAACCUUGUGUGAGAACCUGCUUCAGACAGUCCAUGCAGAGUAUUCUCGCUUCCUCAAUCAAAUGAGCUCAAUGAUGCCAAUACAACAAGGCUUUGCACAGCCUCCAGUGGUGAACGGGAUGCUUCCACAGCCUCCUUACUACCCGCCUGCUGGAUUCCAGCCCAGCUACGCCAUGCCCGUACCACCACCUCAACCACAACCUGUCUCUCUACCUUACACUGUCCCACCUCCUAUACACCCUGCAGCACCCGUGGGUGUGCCUCCUCAGUACUCCCUCCCCCCUGCCCCCGUCCCUGCUCUCAUCCACACCCUCGCUCCAACGCCAGCUCCUGUCCCUGCCCCAGGCAACAUGCCACAGACUCUUCCUCCUGUACCUUUUCCUUCAUCAGCUGCAGCGCCGCCAAAAGCUCAGACUCCUGCCGCUCCAGUCAACCCACCACAGAAAAGACGCUUCACAGAGGAGGUCCCAGACGAGAGGAACAGCGGCCUGCUCGGAUACCAGCAUGGACCCAUUCAUAUGACUAAUUUAGGUGCAGGCUUCCCAGUGGUCAGCCCAGAGGCUACAGGACCCCCACCUCAGAGUUCCUCUGGCCCGCCGAGUGAGAGGGACAGUAGGCAGCUAAUGCCUCCACCUGUGCUGCCUGUGAAUGGAGUGAGACCCAAGAUGGAGGAGAGAAGGGCACCGCAAGGCCCCGUGGAGCCCUCAGCAAAGAGAUUGAAAACUGGUUUAGUGGCGUACACUGGCGACUCCUCAGAUGAAGAGGAAGACCACUCAACCUCCAAAGCCUCAGGGCCAGGUAACCCUGGGGCAGUUCCCCCCACCUCCACCUCCUCAGGCUGGACACAGGGCUAUCGCUGCCCUCCUCCACCACCCCCUCGGGCUAAAACACAGCCACAGCAGCAGCCUAUGCCUUUCUGGAUGGCACCCUAACACAGGAGAUAUCCAAACUCCCUCAGUGCUUUGUGCCGAGUCUUACAAGAUUAUCACCCAAACUGAGCCUGUGUUUUUCCAUCACAUGGAUGACUCUAAACAGCUACAUGUUGGUUGCAGCAUAAUAUCAGUGCUUCGGUCCAAAUGGACAUACUUUUGUUUUGGAAAAACUAUUGUUUGUUUCUUUUGGUGCACAUAUUAUAGUUUUAAGAUGAACAUUUGCAGGACUGAUACUCAAGCUAUUUUUGUGGAUGUAUAGACGGUCAGAUGAGCGACAUUCUGCCUCCAUUUUUUAUUUUGAAUGGUUUGAAAACAGAUGCCAGGUGUUUGAAUAUUGUGUCAAUAUCACAAGGCAAUGCUCACUGACCACUUUUCAUUUUAACCCUAGUACAGCUUUUUGUACUUUGUCCCCUUUCCUUUCCUUUUUCCCUGUCCAAGUCAGUGACACCAUCCUUUCCUAUUCUGAUCUUUUUGUACAGAACAUAUUGGACUAAUAUGUAGUAAACAUUCUGGAUUUAUUUCAGGCUUUUAUGAAAUAAAUAAACAUAAUUUAUUGCAGUGUUUGCACUCGUGAUUCUCCCUGUAUUUUAAAUCUGUUUUGCUAUAUUUCAUCACAAACCAAGUCGGUCACACCUGCGGAUUAGCUGUCAACAGUUCUGCCUGCCAAAAUAAAUAGUGGAUUGGGUGACCACCUUCUUGCAAAAUAUAUAAUAAUAGACUACUCAUUCUCUCAUGGAAACUUUUGAAAAACAUGCUGCCUGUGAAGGUUUUUUUAAUGAUGAUAAAUUAAAAUGUUGAAAUAAGUCUAAUUUAUAGCAGUUUGCAUUUUUUAUCAGCACAGAAAUAUUUUCAUAUUUAAAACUAUAAAAAGAUAUAUUGUCCACAAUGCCGCAAAACACAAUGAGCUAUCAUUACUGUUAUGAAGGAUUGAAUGCUGAAAUGGAC
Molecule: messenger RNA, 2891 nt
Organism: Anoplopoma fimbria (sablefish)
Lineage: Eukaryota; Metazoa; Chordata; Actinopteri; Perciformes; Anoplopomatidae
Gene: khdc4
Product: KH domain containing 4, pre-mRNA splicing factor
Exons: 14
Coding region: 123-1946 (607 amino acids)
Cellular component (GO): nucleus
Molecular function (GO): RNA binding
Source: RefSeq, a predicted model, not a curated record